Gastrolobium bilobum is the source of this 1115-nucleotide messenger RNA. Its product is annotated as glutathione S-transferase L2, chloroplastic-like. The coding region runs from base 543 to 1115 and encodes 190 amino acids. Lineage: Eukaryota; Viridiplantae; Streptophyta; Magnoliopsida; Fabales; Fabaceae. The transcript has 7 exons. Gene Ontology annotation, molecular function: glutathione transferase activity. The record is from RefSeq and is a predicted model, not a curated record.
GCCACUAUCCACUACAAUUCUCUUCCACCGUAGAACAUUCACCAUUUUCGUUCGAAUCUAAAAAUCUCACCUAUAAGUCUGAUAAUCAUCCUUGUAUAAAUUUUAAAAUCAUAAUUUCCUUAAACUUGUGUGAAUUACGAUCUCAAGGUUAGUUAGAACUAUUUCUCCCAAACUAAUGCCCUAGCAUUUAGGUAACUCAUCUUCUCUCUAUCUGAUUUGAUUUUCAUCCAUCUCAAGCAUGGUUUCAUUUUUUUGUUCUUUUCUUCAAUUUUUACAGAAAUUCUUUAAUUCUAAUUUUUCUCUUCAAUCUUCAGUUCUUCUGAUUCAUCUUAUAUAGUUCAUUUUUCUUUCCUUUCAUCGUGAAAUCGUGAAUUUCGAUUUCACUAUCGUCAAGCAAAUAUGGGGUUAUUUGGUAACCAGAUGCAGAGCAUCUUGUCUAUGUGUCAUUGAAGAAACAUUUAUGCAAUUGUGAUGCACUUUAGUUGCCUCUUGAACUCACCAUUGGUUCAUCGUUCCGUACACACUAGAAUCUUCUCUUCAACAUGGACACUGCCAAAGACGAGUUUCUCAAAGAGUUCGCUCUGGAGGCUCUCGUCAACAACAGAAUCAGUGGUCUUCCGGUAAUCGAUGACGACUGGAAUCUGGUUGGGGUCGUUUCAGAUUAUGUCUUGUUAGCAAUUGAUUCGAUAUCAGAUGGCCAAAGAUUCUUACUAACUUUUGACUGUAUGCCCAGAGUGUAUGGAUCACCCGUAACUGUAAGGAAUUGCAGGACCAGAUACAAUUGGUUCCUAUUGAUCUACCAGAUACAAUUGGUUCCUAUUGAUCUACAAAAUAGGCCUUCUUGGUAUAAGGAGAAAGUCUACCCACCCAACAAGGUUCCAUCUUUGGAACACAAUAAUGAAGUUAGGGGAGAGAGUCUUGAUCUGAUUAAAUAUAUUGACAUUCACUUUGAAGGGCCCUCCGUUUUCCCAAAUAAUGAUGAAGCUUCGAGCAUGGUGAGGAGAUCAUUGAAGAUAAUAAACCUUGAAGACUAUGGUGAAACAACUGCAAAUCGUGGGCAUGAUCCUUCAUGGAAGAGGUCAACUGGGGGAGGUAAUGCAGGGAGAGAAGGCUGA